Messenger RNA from Monomorium pharaonis (pharaoh ant), 1422 nucleotides. RefSeq lists its product as uncharacterized. Gene Ontology annotation, molecular function: DNA binding. Lineage: Eukaryota; Metazoa; Arthropoda; Insecta; Hymenoptera; Formicidae. The transcript is spliced from 4 exons. The annotation marks the transcript as partial. The record is from RefSeq and is a predicted model, not a curated record.
UACAAAAGUUUAUGCAGCUCCUUCCGUUGCAUCAAGAAUUGGCACUCUUAUAAAACAAUAGGAAAUCUUGCUAUUGCUGAAUGCAUAAAACAGAAUAAAUUUCAAAAAAAAGUAGACAUAGAAAACUUUUUAAAGUUGCUACAAGAAGAUUUUGGCGUAUCUGUCAAUAAAACUGUUGAAGAAAGCAUAUUACAAGCUAAGCGCUAUCAAUUACAAGAAUUACCUCCGUUAGAAGAUAUAAAAUUAUUGCACAAUUUUUUACAAACUAAUAGGCGUUUGGCAUUUCAACGUCUCAGUGACACAUUUACUUAUGAUAACUGGCGGCAACUGGCACAAUUUACUCUAAUUUCGGUUCAAGUAUUUAAUAGACGAAGAGCCGGAGAAAUUGAACGCAUUUUUAUCGAUGAUUAUAAGCACCAAGAAGGUAUAAAUGAACAAACAAAUCCAGAUUUAUACGAAUCUUUAUCACCUGAAGCUCAAAAAAUAGCUAUGAAAUACGUAAGAUUUGUUAUUAGAGGAAAAUUAGGAAGACCUGUACCUGUUCUUUUGGAUUCCGAAAUGAAAAGUUGUAUAGAUUUGCUCUUACAUUACCGUAAAGAAGCAAAAAUACCCGAUGCAAACCCAUACAUCUUCGCUUUACCAGGUUACGAUAAAAAGAGGUUUAGAUAUAUAAGAGCUUGUGAUUUAUUACGCACAUAUUCUGUAGCGUGUGGAGCAAGUAUGCCUCUUAGAUUAAGAGGUACAAAGCUUCGUAAGCAUAUUGCAACAAGAUGCAUUACACUAAAUCUAUCAGAUCCUGAAGUGACAGAAUUGGCAAAUUAUCUAGGCCAUAACAAAAACAUCCACAUGCAACAUUAUCGUCAAUCUCUUCCACAAUUUGAAAUAGUUAAAAUGUCUCGGUUACUUAAAAUGGCACAAGGUGAAGAUGAUGAUUUUCAACAAAAUGAUAAAGAAAAUAACUCGCAAAUUAACAUUGAUAAUUUGAUUACAAAUGAAUUUGAGACUAAUGGAAGUGGAAAUAGUGAUAUAGAUAUUGAUGUAGACAAUGAUUAUGUAGACACAAAUUCAACUUGUGGGGCUAAUAGGAAAAGACGAAGCACAUCGCCAUAUGGUACAACAAAACGCGUACGAUGGACACAAACGGAAUGUAAUACAAUAAUUACAGCAUUUAAACAAGAAAUGUCAGAACGACGUUUACCAUCAGGAAAACAAAUGGUAGAGGUUAAAAUGAAAAAUAAUUGUUUAAGUCGUCGUUCCAUUCCUCAAAUUAGAAGCUGGAUUCACAAUCAAAUUUCAAGAAAAUCUAAACCACGUGCUAAGGAUCUUGAUAGCGAGAGAGAAUAAGAUUUAUCUAAAUUAUUUUCGAAAAUAAAAUUGAACAUCGUUUAAAAUACUUCUGCAGUAAAUACAUAAGAUUUAGCA